Messenger RNA from Lasiodiplodia theobromae, 2505 nucleotides. RefSeq names its product Integral membrane protein. The transcript is spliced from 6 exons. Lineage: Eukaryota; Fungi; Ascomycota; Dothideomycetes; Botryosphaeriales; Botryosphaeriaceae. The coding region runs from base 1 to 2505 and encodes 834 amino acids. The record is from RefSeq and is a predicted model, not a curated record.
AUGGCUUCUACCGCUUCUCCCACCGCUCCUCCUACCGCUUCUCCCACCGCUCCUCCUACAGCCUCAAACUCUACCGACUCUAUGAUUUCCACCGCUUCUUCUACCGCUUCUACCGGUUUUACCGCUUCUACCGCUCGCCUUACCGUUCCUCUUCUCGCACGUCCUGCCGCUCGUCUGGCCUCUCGAGCCCGCCGCAUCAGAUCUUCUGCUCCGACGAAUCUAUGGGAGCUGACGAUCCUCGUGGCGGCGGUCGUCCUCGGCGUCGCCAUUCUGUUAGACGUGGUGGCGAUCCUGGCGAACUUCGGCAGGAAUCUGCGGCCAAUGUCGAUCCCAAUGGACCGCCAAUACGACUACAAUGCCCUACUGGACAAGACUUUGCGAGAUGCCGCGGAAGUGGUGGAUUCGUACCUCCGGCCGCCGCCCGAGCCCGUCGAGGCGACAAGGACGGAACAGUGGCGGGCGCUUUUGGAGAUCACUCUUCACCGUGUAGACAACGGCUACCUCACCCGUUGGGCAGUCUACGAUACGGACAACCAGACGGCCCGGCUUAUUGAGCUCCACAAGUUCCUAGAAGAGACGUGUAAUACUAUCGAGACCGUCUACAACUAUGUUACCUCUCCCUUUAUCUCCGUCAGCAAUUUCAGAAACCUCACCACCCGGUUCACCUACCAGAUGGCCAACCUUGACAUGAUCGCUGGGAGGAACCACGGCAAUAUUUGCGAGUCGCUCGAGAUGGAUAGCUUCAAAGAGUCACGCUGGGCUCCCCAGGAACUACUUACCGUCCUACGGCAGAAUGUCGCCGCUUUCGUUGCGGGUGUGCGCCGCUGGGAUGCUGAUGACUUCUACAAUAGGAUCAACAGCACUCGCAAAUCAUUUCAGACCACAGCACUCAUUGGGAAGAAUCCUGCGACGACCAAGACAGCCACGAUCAUGGUUGUGAGACUCUCGACGUCCACCAUUACAUACAAUUCGACGGAAGAAAUGCUCCUCGUGGCAAGCACAGCACCUCAACGCAAGCCAGGUCUUCGAACCUGCUCCAACGAUGGACAGCACAUCUACUCAGACAAACCAUGGCACAGCUCCUCCAACGACGGACAGCACCUCACCGCUAGCUACUUCUCCGACGAUGGUGUUGGCAGGAACGAUCGCCAAGGGGCUCCUCGGCUUCUCGCAUCAGCCUCGCGCACAACGGACAGCACAUCUACCCAGAAGGUUCUUGACACGGACCUUCCAACGACGAAAAGCAGAUCUACUCAGACGGACCUUGACACGGACCCUCCGACUGGCCAUGUUCCUUCUCUUCUGGCUAGCCACAGGCAGUACGGUGCCCAUAUCGCUUCUUCUACAUCUUUCAGCGCCACAGAUAGAAGACCCACUUCCGACAAAAACUUCUGCGACCUUGCCAAAGCCUACAUAGAGCUUGCCAACAUUGCCAAAGAAUACUUAGAGCCUGCCAAACUUACCAAAGACCACUUUGAGCUUGUCAAAGACGACAUCCCGGCAACGACAAGCCGAAGAGACUUGACGCAACAGCUUAUUAAAGACGAAGUCACGGCCACGACAAGUCGAAGAAAUUGGCUACAAAAGCUUGUCAAAGACGACGUUCCGGCCACGACAAGCCGAAGAGACUCGACGCAACAGCUCGACUCGAUUCGGCGGCCGCCAUCUCCCAGCUUUCAGGCUUGGCUGCCGAGAGACAUCGGACGACAAGACGUGAUAAAGCCAUCUCAAAAAUCACAGAUGCCCGGCAGUUUCCCCCAAGACGCACCAUCUUCCCGGGAGUUGUUGACAGAUGGCGGCGGCUCUCCUCCCACGACGACGCUUUCCGCCCUCGGUGCCUUGCGCUCCAAGCUUGAUCAGGAGACCCUGAUUAAGGCGGAAUCGAGAGAUGAGCCGACUGAUGACGAAGACGGUGCGGACUACGGGUCAGUGGUCUCCGAGAAGCCAGAGGAGAGUGAGGAGGACGUGGUUGCAACCAAACAGCACACGCCUGCUCGAAAAAGAUGCGCGGCUUUGAUCCAGAACGGCAAGCGGCGCUGCAAAAAUCGAGCCAGCGAAGGGAAAACUCGCUGCCCGCAGCAUUUGAAGAUACAAAACAAGCGCGUCGCGGAGAAUGUGGACAAGUGGUUUAAGAAAGAAAAUGCCAAGCCAGUUGCAUCGCAUCCCCCAACGGAGCCUGAGACGACCCAGAUGCACUCGAAUCUGCCGCUCGCUGGCCCACUGUCACGGACCGCUCGGCCCGACCAGCACGACUAUGACGACCAUGGUGCCAACAAGGCCGGUUCGUCGACGGUAAGAGGACAGGGAAGAAAGGGAGGAUCGGCCUUAGCGUCCUUGGAUGAUGAUGAUGGUGAUUCGGGAACUGUGGCUGCGUCUGGUCGUCCUAGCCAUGAGGAAGCGCAGAUGACGGUGGCGGAGCCAAACAUUGCAAACAAACGCGCGGUGGCGGAGCAGCGCUGGGCAAACGUUGAAAAGGAAGGCAAGGAGGCGUUGGGUGGCGUCUAG